UCUUGCAAGAGAAGGCUACCUGCCCACAUUCAGAUUCAGAUGGCUCGCUUUCCACCACGCCCAGGCAUUCAAUUCGCUUCAUUCCCCACUGUUUCUGCUGCACAAAACAAACAAACGCAAUAAAUCUCUCUACAUCCAUUGCAGCAGUGCAAGACAACGAAACCCACAUGACCUUCUUAAUCAUCCAUUCACUGCACUAUUAAAUUCAAUUAAACAAUUUACUACUCCUAUAUACAUAUAUAUAUAUAUACACACACAUAUAUUGUUACAUGCAUACACCGAUAUGGGUUUGGAGGUAUAGUUUUUCCUUAUCUCUGCGGAUUAUCUGGUCGACUUUGUUCUUAAUCUAAGUAGGUGACGAAAGGCAAAAACACCCAUAUUUUUAUAUUUUAUUGUUUUUCUGAAGAAAUUUUCCAAAUGGGUUGGGUUAUUUAAGGUGGUGUUUUGGAGAGAGCCCUUAGAUUUUGAAAGUUGAAUUGAAAGAAAUAUUAGGGUUUGAAGAGAGAGAGAGGGGGAGAGAGAGAGUUUGUUUUGAGCAAUUUGAUAUUGGGAAUUAUGAAGGUUUUUGGGUUCCGGGUUUUGUUUUGUGUCAUUGGGACUGCUUUGAUGUUCCUUAGUUUCUUCAAUAAAGGAAGCACUUCCUCUGUUCCUGAUACGGCUUUCACUAGCCAUCGGAAUGGUAUGACAAUGACUGCAACAAGCAGGAAGCUGAAGGAGCAUGUCCAUACUUCUUCGAGCAGUGACAAGGGUGAUGCAGGCAAUGUAAAUCUGGAAGAUUACCAGCCGGUCGAUCCUGUUCCAAGUUCGAAGGCCUCCAUAAAACCUGGACCUAUCGAGCAUGGCACUCCUCUUAUGCCUAACAUUCCGAAGCCUUCGCCUCCCGGUCAGCCAGACCAUAUUGUUGGUUUUCCGUAGCCGGUUUUAAAACCCUUUCUUCGUAACGGCUGUGCUGGAAAGGUUAUGGAUGGAAUAACUUCAUGCACAAUGUUCGUGCCAUCUUGUUUAUAGCAUCAUGUUACACUGCCACUUUUGUAUCUAUGUAUGCUGCGUACUUGUUUAUUAGUUUGUGUGUUCUCUGUUAAUUGGCUUGUUGUUUGCAUUCCCUUCGUGUGAUUUGCAUAUGAGGCAUUACCUAAUGUUCGAAUUCGGCGCCCUGAUGUUGUUAUUAUGUA
This is a messenger RNA of Cornus florida, 1172 nucleotides long. RefSeq lists its product as uncharacterized. Lineage: Eukaryota; Viridiplantae; Streptophyta; Magnoliopsida; Cornales; Cornaceae. Bases 556 to 915 code for a protein of 119 amino acids. The transcript has 3 exons. The record is from RefSeq and is a predicted model, not a curated record.